Phytophthora sojae is the source of this 723-nucleotide messenger RNA. RefSeq lists its product as hypothetical. The record is from RefSeq and is a predicted model, not a curated record. The transcript has 3 exons. Lineage: Eukaryota; Oomycota; Peronosporomycetes; Peronosporales; Peronosporaceae. The coding region runs from base 1 to 723 and encodes 240 amino acids.
AUGACCCUCAGCUCAUGCGAUGAAGCCAAAAGCAAAUUCAACGGUGUUGGGUGCUCGUGCUUUACCUGCACCGAAACCAACGGCGAGAUCAAGGCAUCGUGCUCGGCUCCGUUUACUUGUGCGCCUCAGUUUGCCUCCUCCGAAGAAGAAACAUCAGACGCCCCGGACAUGAGCAGCAAGGACUACGGCAUCGUGUGCGCUGUGUACAUCGCUACUGCAAUCGCCCUCGCGGGAGGCGCUGCCGCUGUGACUUUCUUCUGCUUCCCCAAAAAGCUCAAAGGGGAGCCCUCAAGCAAGGAGCUCGAUGAUGGAUCGCCGACAGACUUCGUCGAUUACUUUUGCGACAAGAAGGAGCUCGUGGGGUUCCUCGACUGCCGCAAGAAGACGGCGGCUCAUUUAGCCAAGGAGAGCGACGAUGACCAAGAAGCCAACGGACGUCGGCUGAAGGUAAUUGGGAUAACGCUGGCAGCAGGUUGGGGGUACGAACAGCUUGUUGGCUCUGGAACGGUCUUCGGGCAAUUCGUGGUGUACUCGAUCGGCUACUACAUGUGGUACCGCCCCCAACUCGAGCUGAUGAAGAGUGCAGGAGCAGCCGCUGUUCACCCUCAUGCAGGCCAAGGCUUGGACGACAGCAUCAUGAAGACCGAUGGCGUUAAAGCUGCCAUGGGCAAGCCAGUGACUGUCGAAGAAGUCACUUUGCAGCCCCCAACGCAACAACAGUAG